This is a messenger RNA of Notolabrus celidotus (New Zealand spotty), 5541 nucleotides long. Its product is annotated as schwannomin-interacting protein 1. Bases 1765 to 2466 code for a protein of 233 amino acids. Gene Ontology annotation, cellular component: plasma membrane; cell junction. The transcript has 7 exons. Gene Ontology annotation, biological process: positive regulation of hippo signaling. The record is from RefSeq and is a predicted model, not a curated record. Lineage: Eukaryota; Metazoa; Chordata; Actinopteri; Labriformes; Labridae.
AAGAAACUACAGGAGAAAAAGUCCAGAGAGUAAAUAAGAACAAUUAUAAGUGUUUGUUAGAAACACUGAAGCAUGGUAGAGUGGGUACAGGAUCAUCAUUCCAGGAACGCUGCGCUGCUUUCUUUGUUGUUGUGACACUAAACCGUCCACUGUUCUCCCAGAAUCCCCAAAUCCUCCAUCUGCUUUGAGUCGUCAUCUCCAAAAAAUGGUGAAACAGGACACCAGGAGGCUCGGCCUUUAACCCCUUCACUGCCGCUGGACACACGUGUACCCAAAACAUGAGAGCGGGCUUCAGAAGAACAGACACAUUUGAAAAUAAGCUCACAUACUGAAUUAAAAAGAAGAUAUUUCAAAUGUUUAAAUGUUUUGAACAGAGAGCAGCUGGUGUGAACACUGAAGGAUCAGAUGUUUGUGUUUCAACAAUAAAAUAGGCCAGUGUAUCAACUCACAAACAGGUACUUUAACUACCCACACAAUUACUCCAACUAUCGUGACAUGGACAUAAACUACUUUUACUAGUAGCCUACUAAAAAAACAUGGACACAGCAUAAGUCCAACUACCAACACAAGUGCAUGAACUAUUUUUACAAGUACUUACACUUAUGACAUGUUUUAAAACCACAGACUUAACAAGUAAACUAAUGACAUGUUCUAAAACCACAGACUAACCAAGUAAACUAAUGACAUGUUCUAAAACCACAGACAAAACAAGUAAACUACUGACAUGUUUUAAAACCACAGACUUAACAAGUACAGAAAACAACAGGCUUAACAAGUACUUAAACUACCAACACAAGUACUUGAACUACCGACACAAGUACUUAAACUACAAACACAGGGACUUAAUCUACUGGCACAAGUACUUUAACUAAUUUAACAGGUUCAUUAUCUACCAAUACAGGUACUUAAACUACAAACACAAUGACUUCAACUACCAACACAAGUACUUUAACUACUGACACAAUUACUUAAACUAUAAAGACAAGGACUUAAACUACUGACACAAUUACAUUUACUACCUACACAAGUACUUUAACUACUGACACAAGUACUUAAACUACAAACACAAGGUCAAACUACUGACAGAAAGUACUGCUCAAUGGGUACCUAAACUACUCACACUUAGUUUAACUACUGACACAAUGACUUAAACUACAAACACACAGACUUAAACUGCUGACACAAGUACAUUAAGUACUGAGACAAGUACUGUAACUACUUACACAAGUACUUAAACUACUGACACAUGUACUUAAACUACAGACACAUACUUAAACUGACAAAAUACCUAAACUUCUACACUAAAAGUAAAUAAAUACAACACCAGCCAACAAGUUUCUCCACACAAAAGUACAACUCGACUUACAACAUUUACUGAAACUACGGACAUAAGUGCUUUAAUUACUGACACAAAUACAAGAGCCACAUAUCGGCCACCCCCCGUGGUGGGCUCCCGUGAGUCGGUGAUCCCUGCCGGCUUCACUCUUAAAUCUCCGUCCCUGCCAUGAAGCCAAGAGUUAAAGAAGGAAGAGCAGAAGGGGGGAGGAAGCGGAGGAAGGAGGAAAAGGGAAGGUCCCUCCUCCCUUCAGACGGAGUUAAACUACUUUAAAGCCACUUGCGCCAAGUUUUCUGUAACGUUAUAACACAUCGUGCGCAGUUUGUUAUCGCGGUGAGUCCACGCAGUGCAGCCGGCGGGCUGCGGGGACGGACAUCGACAUGUCGGAGGGAUCCGGGGCCGCCUGGAUGUGACUGUUAGAGCAGAGGAUGGAGGGAGAGAAAGAGAUGGCAGAGGAGAAUGAGGAGGAGGAGGAGGACAAAGAGUCUCAUCAUCACAUUGCUGCUGCCUCCUCUGUGGACUGUCAGGAUCUUCCCAUCAUGCACUGGGAGGACCUGAGCCAGAGGAUCGCAGAGCUGGAGAAGCAAGAGCAGGAGAGGAGGGAAAGGUCAAAGAGGAGUGGGGUGAGGAUGGGGCAGAGUCAGGGAGGAGUGUGGGGAGACGUGUGGGAGGAAGAGGAGGAGGACUUCAGGAAGUGUCGAGUUGCUGCUGUUGCAUCACGAUUUCACAACCACAGAAACCUGCAGCUGUGCUUCAUCAACGACAGCGACAGUGACGAGGAGGAAGAGGGAACCAAGAACAAGGUUUCCAUGGGAACAGGUGGAAACGGCUACCAAGCCGCUGGGCUGAAAAAGGAAGUGGUCACCGCUCUGAGGACCCUGAGAGACAAACUGCUGGAAGAACAGAAGGAGAAGGAGCAUCUGGCUGACUGCAGCGAUGUUGCCAAGCGGAAACAUCUGGAGCGUUGGGAGCUGCAGGAGUGUUCAGAGCAGCAGCUCAGCUGCCUGAGAGCGACACUUCAACAGGAAGUUCACGCUUUGAGCUCUGAACUCGUGGCUCACCUGUUGGUACGAGACCAGCUGAGGACGAAGCAGGACGCCAUGCUGCUGGACGUGCAGGACCUGACCUAACACAGGGACCACUGACUGGACCAUUCACAUUAACUCAAAUGUUUGUUUGGACACCCUGGGACCAGGAUGGGCUCAGGAGUCUUUUACUUCCAUGAAACGUUAACUCAGAAGCUACCUUAUCCACACUGACAAAUCAGCAUCAUUCAGGGAAACGGAGAUGGCUAGAUGACGAGAUGGUCGCAAUGAAAGGCAACUGAACCACCUAAAAAUCUCUGACUUUAUCCAGCUCUGCUUUGACAUCAAGGUUGCCGAGUUCGGGACUUAGAAAGAAGUCCAAACCUCGGCGAAAGAAAGUAAAGACUCUGCACGUGGCAGCAUGUUCAUUUGAAACAUGAGAAGUGAACACAGGAACACAGACUCGGGUUGGAUUGAAGAGAAAUCAAUUUUUAACAUCCCCAACGUGCCUCUGGAUGGCGAGGACGGCACUGAACUAGAGCUUCAAGGCCUACAAGAAGACUUCAGAAACAUCCACCCAUCCUUCCAAAACAACACCUCAGCUCUUUCGUGGUGUUGGCACCACAUGCAAAAUCAUUGGAGCGAGUGAAUUACAUUUACAUGCUCAACUUUGUUUUGAUGACAGACUGGAGUGGCGUUCAAAGGGAACCCAUCCUUCCUUGCAAGAUUCAUCUUUGGGCACACACACAAACACAAGUUAAUCGAACACGAACACAUCCUGGCGUUCAUAUAAGCAUGGCUUAAGCGAGCGUUCGUGUUUGUGGUGUGAAAGCGACAUUAGAGUUUAUCACAAUUAAUGUCAGUGUUUUACUUAUGAAGCUAACAAAGAUCUGAGGAGAGCUUCAUAAAUAACAAAUAACUGAAGCUACUCUUUGCCUUUGACCACACUGAAAUUCAGACACACAGAUUUAUGAAAAAUACUCCCUUUCAGCUGCUGAAUAACUACUUACUCUUGAGAAUAAUUUUUCAUUACUGACAGCCAAAUAUCUCACCUAAUCAUAGCCAAAGCUAUCACUUAACAUAAAGAGCAAACAUUAAUCCAACAUGAGCACGAAAAACUCCCUUUUAAGCCUGAUUUAUACUUCUGAGUCGAAUUGACGGCGUAGCCCAUGUGCGUAGGUCCGUACCUACGCGGAGGCCUACGCAUGAAGCUGACGCUCACUUCCUUCAAAAUGUAAAUGUAUAAAUAAUGGACGUAGUAUCCGUGACGUAACCCAUCUGUUUCUGAAGCGCUGUUUUGAAGCCAAUCAUCGGCGGGAGCCAUAUUGGAAAUGCUGAACUCAACCUAACUGCUGUGGAGCUAGUGUGAGGUAAAGAGGCGGGCUUUGAGCCUCCUCGCCAACAGCUACAGUGUUCCCACCUGUCAAUCAAGUCAGCUGUGCCUCUCAUAAUGGAAAACUCGUGCGUAGUGGGGCCGGAAACAUACGACCCAACUAUCAGGUGGAGUAUUGCUGCACGACACGGACAAAACGCCGCAAAAGUAUGUGGUGCUCACGUCCGUGUCGACCACUGCUGCGUAGGGUCAACACAGAAGUAUAAACCAGCCAUAAGAGGCAGAGAUCCUGAGCAGAACCAGACACACCAGUGAAGAGCCGUCUGUUACGCUAUGCUUCAUGAACUUCAUGAAGAAAACAGCGAAGAUGCUGGUACCAGAGAAUGUCUGACUUCCGGGCUUGAAAAACCAGAAGAGUAAUUUUCAAAUACUGGGCGUAUCAUUUCUUUUGAUUAAUUCAAAGUUAGAGGUUAAGCGCUCUCCUUAAGAAACCACUUGGUGUACAUAGUUUUUUCUUUAAAACAGAACACUGUGUUACCGUCUUAUUCUAACAUACUGUUACUCAGUUAAUCUAAAAGAAAUGAUCAAAACAAGAAGUCUCGCUGGCCUGUUUGUGAAAAAUAUACAUUUAUAUGCAAAAAGGGAUUCUAACUUAUCUUAUUUAAGCUUUAUUGUGUUUAAUAUAUUUGCCUGUUUUUAUUUUAAUAAGGGAACAUUACACUCAUAGAGCACAUGUAGCAACACAUAGUAUCUGAUAGUCAAAAGGGAUUUUCAACAAAAUGUUCAACACAGAAGGAACUUAAAGCUCCUGUGAAGAGUUUUAAAGUGUUUGUGAAACAGACUAAAAUUAACAGAGACCACUUCAGAAACAAACAAGACCAUCCGCUAAAUGAUUUACAGUUUCUAUAUCGGCCUUUUUAAUGGCUGUGAGGGGGGUAGGUGUCGGACCAGGCAGUAUCACUCUGUCCUCAGGGGCCGCCAAAAUCAACAGUUCCUCAUGGAAGCUUUAAUUCAAGUUCACAUCCUUUAUUUAAGAUUUGAAUUUAAAUAUGGAGUCUUCACAGAGCAAAUGUUGUGUUUAAUGUAAGCUAAAAGAACAUGGCCAUACAUUUUGUUCAAAAUGUACUAACGAUUUACAACCUUUGAGUUUCCAUUUUGAACAUUGUUUUUAUAAAGGGUUGUUAAACCAUGCGUUUAAAUGUUGGUGCCAUAUUUGUUUAACUGAUGCUAUAAACUCUUCAGGUACAGUUAUUGAUUAAAGAGGCAAACAUGAGAAUAAUGCACUUAUUUUAGUGAAGUAUAUGUGAUGUGAAAAUAAUAUCUGCUCUUCUCUCCUGUAACUCCAAGUUUACCACCAGGGCAUCAAGCGGUUUUUGUAAACUUGUUAAAAAAUUUUCAUGUUAAGUUUUAUUCUGACUGCAGUAAACUAUCUUUGUCCAUAUAUCAGGCAUAAAUAUUUUUUUAAAAUGUAUGUGGUGAUUUUAAACCACUACUACCAAUGUUGCCUUAUUGAAAAAGUUAUACUGACUGAAUGUUGUAUUAAUUAAAGAUGAGUAACUGUGAAUAUAUCAUUUUUAAAAAAAACUUAAAUAUAUGUAAUAAAAGUCUAACUAAUUGGCAUCUUAAAGUGUUUUAAUAAAAUGUAUAACACAAAAGGGAGAAUUCAAAAUUAUAAUAAAUACUGUGCAUUAAAUGUGGUCAUAUUAGCUAACGAUAACACAAAUGUGGUGACGAGAUUUAUCAUUUUUACUUCAAGAGUAUUUGAAAGAUGUAUUUUAAAAUGUAAAUAAAACAUUUUUAUUUGUAAAUGUAAACAUUAACUGAAAUAUAUUUUGAUGUUCUUUUAA